UUGACCGACAGAGGAGAGUUUAGUUUUUUCGGGUACAAGUUUCGGAUUUUGUGUUAUUUGUUCUUGAAUUCCUUGAAAGUUAUGCCUUGACAGCGAGCCAAAUCAACUAGUCCCUGCUCUUCAUGCAUUGGAACCCUAGUAGGAAUAAUGAGCAUUAAGUUCGAUGCAGAUCGAAAGCGUAAACGGCUCAAACAAACCAGCAUCGAGGAGAGUUUCAAACGACAUCGGACCAUGAUGUCAAAGAUGCCCCUUCACCUCCCAGAUGAGAAAGAAGAGCUUCCAAUGCAAAACUUCCAACACAGUUCAUCUCCAUUGGAGAUGGUUAGUGAUCAGGAAGAAGAUCUUAGAAAGAAAAGGGCUCUUUUGGCUGAUGCUGCAGAAAAAAGGAGGGGUGCUUCAAACACACCCUGUGCGUCAGCAACAUCUACAGCAAGUUCAGACAUGGUCGUUGAAGGUGGAAGUAAAGAUGAAUUAAGUGAUAAUGAUGACAACCUUGUCAGCUUUGAUGAUUCUCCUAUAAUAUUCACAGAUUCACCUAGUCCUGUGCCUGUUCCACUUGAGGUACCAUCCAUUCAGACCACAGAAAGAUUUGUCUCAGGGGGAUGUUCUCUUCAAAGCCUGAACAGAAUUCCUUCAUGUUCCCCUCCAUUACCGCCACUAGAUCCACAACCUGGCCACACAGUAUUAGUCAGACCUUCCCUUUCAAAUGAUUUUGCUGAACCUCCAAAACCCUCUCACAAAAACUACAGAGACAAAUGGGAUAAGAACCAUGUACGGAUGCCUUGCUCAAGAGAAAACCUUUACCCAGGACAGAAUUGUGAAAAGAAAAUUAUUCAAAAUAGAUGGGAACUGAUAGAAGCAACUUUGUUAGGAUCAAUCACAAACUCAGUUGAGCUACAGGAUGCCAUUUUGAAGUACAAUGCUCAUUACUCCAAGAGGUGGAACUUUGAAGCUCUACACAGCUAUUUUAAUGAGGUACUAGAUAUCAGCCAAAGAAAUGAAUUUUUCAGCAAGACAUUGCCAGGAAUGGUGUCUCUUACUCUUCAACUUCCCACUUUGUGCACUCAGGCCAUUCCUCUUUUAAAACGGCAACAAAAUCACAGCAUAACAAUGAGCCAAGAGCAGGCUGCCUGUCUGUUGGCCAAUGCAUUCUUUUGUACAUUUCCAAGACGUAACUCUUACAAACACUCAGAAUAUUCAUCAUUUCCAGACGUAAAUUUUAAUAGAUUAUUUCAAGGCGGUAAAGGAGGAACAAAUUCAGUUAAAACAGAAAAACUUCAGGCCAUCUUUCAUUAUUUCAAGAGAGUUAUAAGGGAGAUGCCAAAGGGAACUGUUACUUUUCAAAGACAGGUUGUGGAAUCUUCUGACAUGCCUGACUGGGAAAGAUGUACUACGCUGUUUGGCAAACUUCAUGUCUCCACUGGUGGUACAAUUGAAGACAACGGAACAGGAUUUCUUCAGGUUGAUUUUGCAAACAAGUACAUUGGUGGAGGUGUUAUAGGAGAGGGUUGUGUCCAAGAAGAAAUACGGUUUCUUAUAUGUCCUGAACUGAUCCUUUCAAGGCUGUUCUGUGAGCGGCUUGAUAACAAUGAGUGUUUAAUGAUAACAGGCGCGGAGCGUUACAGUGAUUACACAGGAUAUGCGCACACGUUUAGAUGGGCUGGUAACCAUAGCGAUAGAACAACAAGGGAUUCUUGGGGACGACGGCACUCUAAGAUCGUGGCCAUAGAUGCACAAGUAUUUCGCUGUUAUACAGAUCAGUUUCAAGUUGGCCUGCUCAAAAGAGAACUUGACAAGGCAUACUGUGGGUUUUACUCCCCCGUAGAACCGAAAUAUCUUCCAGCAAUUGCCACAGGAAACUGGGGCUGUGGCGCAUUUGGAGGCGAUCCUAGAGUGAAAGGGUUAAUUCAAAUGAUGGCGUGUGCUGCUGGGUCCAGGGACAUUGUGUAUUUCACGUUUGGAGAUGCUGAAUUAGCGGAAGAUCUUCUCAACAUCCAUUCAUUUAUCACAGAACGAAAACUAACAGUUGGUGGUGUUUGGAAGCUGAUGCAGCGAUACGGAAAAGAAAUUCGAGCGGCCAGCUCCGUGACAAUAAAACUGUAUCCAUUUAUCCGCCAGCUGCAAAAUAAUUACGAAGAUGAUACUGAUGAUGAACAACCUGCGAAUAAUGGAGAAAAUGCUGCCACCUUGAGUUACAAUCUUGAAGAUAAUUCUGAAUCUUGUAAAUCCAAGAGCCAAGAUAUCGUGUGAUGACAAGUCCACCGGACGGUUGCUUGACUCUUAUACAAUUAUGUGGUAAAGAACUGAAAAAGGGCAGCAACUGUUUUGUAAACUCAAGUAUUGCGUGACGACACGGCCUCAGCCGACUGUUGCGUGACACUAAGCCGAUUAAGUGUCGCGAAAGUCGCGAAACUGACAAACAUGCGGCGAACCCAUCGUUCAUUACGAAGGCAACGCCAAAGGCAUAAGAAGUGUUAUGUUACAUUAUGGUCUCCUAAUAGUGCGUGACUCUUAGACAAAUGCGUGUCAAAACGGUCAUCGCCGAUGGUAGAUUGUCCGUUGAUACAAAGUGGAAGCGAAGUCCAAAAGCAGAGAGUUAUAGUUUCACGACCUGUAAUAGUUGCGUAAUCAAGUGCCACGAAAAUGGAAUGGCUACCAAACGUACCGUGUUUAUUCGAUCAAGCGCCCAACCUCGAAUGAGCGCCCACCCGCAAGCUCCAAAAGUUUAAUAAGCACACAGGGCACUUGAUCGAAUUAAUGCGAGAGGGAGUUUUAGCGCAUCUUUACAAUUACUCGUCUGAAUGUUAUUUAUCGGAUUUUGUCAGCAAAAUCUAGUUGUUAAAUUAAGGUAUAUAAUUUCUUAUCUGUUUAUUGUAAAAAUUAAAAGAAAAAGGACUUUAUAUCAAGCAUUUGAAAAGUUGUGCAGUGUUGAAGCACUUCUUUGAUAAACAGUUUAAUCGCACGGUCAACGAUCAAAUUGCAGAUAUUUUGAUGUUUGCUUCCAAUGAAUGUCGGGCAGAUAUAAUGAGAAUUACUAUAUCGACGUUAGAAAUUAAAUAU
This is a messenger RNA of Pocillopora verrucosa, 3060 nucleotides long. RefSeq names its product poly(ADP-ribose) glycohydrolase. The record is from RefSeq and is a predicted model, not a curated record. NCBI's taxonomy places the organism in Eukaryota, Metazoa, Cnidaria, Anthozoa, Scleractinia, Pocilloporidae. Gene Ontology annotation, molecular function: poly(ADP-ribose) glycohydrolase activity. Gene Ontology annotation, biological process: carbohydrate metabolic process; regulation of DNA repair; nucleotide-sugar metabolic process. Gene Ontology annotation, cellular component: cytoplasm; nucleus.